CUCCUGCCCGCCCCCGCCGGGCCAGGCCCCCUCCUCGCCCUGCACCUGCCUCCCGCCGCGCCCCGACUCGCCGGCAGCUCCCGGGGCGCGGAGCCGGAGCCGGAGCCCGAGCCCGCCAUGGGCCACCAGCGGAGCGGGAUGCGCUGCAUCAAGUUCCUGCUCUUCGCCUUCAACUUCGUCUUCUGGCUGGCAGGGUUGGCUGUCAUUGCCUUUGGACUAUGGCUGCGAUUUGGUGGGGUCCUGGGAGACUUAACUUCGGAGGAGAAAUCCCCAGAGUACUUCUACAUGGGGCUGUAUGUGCUUGUGGGAGCAGGGGCGUUGAUGACGACAGUUGGAUUUUUUGGGUGCUGUGGAGCAGUGCGGGAGUCUCAGUGCCUGCUUGGAGCGUUUUUUGCCUGCUUGCUGGUGAUAUUUGCUGCUGAAGUCACCGCUGGAGUGUUUGCAUUUAUAGGCAAAAAAGUGGCAGUACAGGAGGUCCAGGCCAUCUAUAAAGAAGCUUAUGAUGACUAUGUGACGGACAUGGGGAAGAACAACAAAACUCUCAUUCAGUUCCACACAGCUCUUCAGUGCUGUGGUAAAGAAAGUGCGAUUGAAGUGAAGCCCACCUGUCCGGAGGGCAUCCAGGUGCCCAAGAACUGCCUGGAUGAAAUCCAGAAUUUAAUUAACUCUAAUCUGCAUUUAGUUGGAAUCGUUGGAAUUGCAAUUGCUGGCAUCACAAUCUUUGGCAUGAUAUUCAGCAUGGUUCUCUGCUGUGCUAUCCGCAAUACAAGAGACAUGCUCUAAAACUCACUGCACAAUUUCUACGCUCCGGGACUUCCAGACUAAACUUGACAAGAUGCAUUCUCUGAGUUUAAUAAUUGUAAUAAAAUUUUUAUUAGUGUUUUAACCAACUGAGAGGAAAAGGCCCCAUUUGGUGAGUGUGACUUGCAUUAAUUGUGUUCAGACUUUUAAGUCAGAAAACUGAAAUGAGGGUUUUAAAUGUACUUUCUUAAAAUGAAAAGGCAAAGGUUGUACCUAAAAAUAAUUUGUUUUUAAAUAUUUUUGCAUAUAUACGGCUGAGUGCCUACGCAUCUAUAUACUUUGGGUAAGCACCUGCCUGUCUCCACAUAUGGAUCUGCAAGAAUGCACAAGUACAGAUAUCUGUAUAUAUAGUACAUUGUGUGGGUGAAUGCAUGCAUAUGACAUAUGUUGUGUGGGCACGUGUUUGCAUGCACAUUCCUGCACUUUCCCACUCUGUGAGAGUGUGCAUACAGCCCUGGCAUAUAUCCAGGUUGAAACCCUUUCAUAGUGAACCCCUGUUGGCUAAUAAUCAGUGUAGGAGCAACUGCCAUUUUUAAAAUGAAACCUUUAAUGUAGUUUUAUCCAAUCUCCCCAAAAUUAAAAGGAAAUACAAUUAAUGAAUUGAAUAUAUUUAAAUGAGUUGAUAUCUAAGGGCUUGUUCCUGGAAGUAUGUACUCCAUGUGAGUAGUCCUGUUGACUUCAGUGUCACAUGCAGGAGUGUUGGUAGGCUUGGGCCCUACAUCUGAACAAAGAAGGCUUCUUGGGGAGUCCUAGGACCAGGCAAAAGUGGGAGGGAUAAGAGAGAGAUGGGAGGCCGAUGGGUAAUGCAGAGUCAGUUAUAUCAGGAUAAAGUGUGCGUUGGCUUCCCGACCCAGUCUGUGUGACAAAAUCAGAGUUAUGAGUUUGAAAGGUCUCUAAAAUCCUAUUAAUUUUUAAAGCGGAGAUUUCAGAAGAAAGGGCCGAAGAGAGCUGCAGCUGACAGCCCCACAGUGGGAGCAGCUAGCAUGGAUGUAUACUUGUACAAAGGCCAAAUGACCCCAGCAGAACUCCUCACAGCACAGAGGCUAGUGCAGGAUUGGAGCCUUUAUCCAGAAAAGCAGCAGAGUUGUGGGAGAUCUUGUGGCCAAAGAUCUUGGCCAGCUGUGCUGUAGGAGACAAAUAAAUCGUGAAGUGUGUUAGGGAGAAACAGAAGUGGCACUUUAAUACCUUCAUUUCUGCCUCUGCUCUGAACUACUGCGACUAUCACCACUUCAGCAGGGCUUUUACCUCAAAUCUUUCGCCCUCUCCUUUGGGUAUAAGGGCAGGAAGUAAAGGCAGGACAUUUUUACAGUCAUAAAGAGUCAUUUUCUCAUUGGCAAUUAUGCUUUGUGGGUAAGAGAUGUAAGAAUUACACUGUAUCCUUGAAAUACCUCAGGACUUGAGUUUAUAUAGCUUGCUUCCAUAUUUUUAUUUUUCUUAUUUAUUCUCAAUAGAAUGUUCCUUUUAAAACAUUCAACAGCCUGGAAGUAUUCUCUCCAUAAUGGCAAAAUAAAGUACCUGAGAGACUAAGAGUUUUAUAUUUUUGGCUCAUUUCAUUUGGGAAAGCAGUCUCUUCCCCUCCCCCCCCAACUCCGAAAUGUUUCAGAAAGGAGCUGUGCUAGAGAUGUGCAUGAACUCAUGUAGCAACCCUGCCUCGCUGUCUAUCCUAUCCAGCUUUCUAAUGCAAUUGUGAUUUGGUUUUCCUGGGUUCCGAAUUAGAGAGUAAGUAUAAUGGAGAAGGGCUCGUCUCAACUGAUACCUUAAUGAAACGAUCCCUGCUCUCCAACAGUAUGGUGCAGUCACUGUAAUACAGUCUUUGCUCCAUUGAAACAUACUGGAAGGACAUAGGACUUCAAGAAAUAUUUGCUAUAUCAGGGCAUUAAUUCAAGCACUGCAUGAAUCCAAGUGCAUGUGUUUGUAUGUAAUACGUGUACCCCAGAGUGUGCUGCCCUCACAGUCCCAAGGAACCUCAUAUUUAUACCACCUCAGGCUUAUUUUGGUGGUGGAAAUCAUUCUAGUGUUAUAACUUUUCUACAAUUCAUUUAAUAAUAUUUGAGUGUCAGACCUGCCUGUCCUUUACAUUUGCCAUUUGUAGUGUCUCACAAGCGGCAUUUGAAUGGCCAUUGAUAUCCUAAGGCAGCUGUGUUCCACUAAAAGUAAAGCAGCUGGGCAUGCACCACACUGCCACACCAGGAAUUUCUGGGCUUGGCCUCAGGCUCCCCAAGCCAGCAUGGAGGCAGUGUGGCUGGCUCCAAGGAAGAGAGCUAGGUUUGCAUCCUUCUGCAGUGACCUCACUGGAGGAGAGUCCUGUGGAAACACCUUGUGUAAAGGGAGGGACUGAGGAGGUUACUGCACGAGCCCAAGGCCAGAACUUCAGGGCCUGACAAAAUAGUUCACUUUUAAGAGAGAGUAUGAGUCUCUAGACAAGGCAUAGAGCCUUGGGGCAGUUACGUGGAGCUGGGGAAUACCCUAUAAAGGGAAGGCUGGCAAAAAAUAGACAAUGCUAUACAGAAGCAGUUGUCUUAGCCUUUGCCGGUCAAAUGAAAAGGUCUUUGCAGACCAGCAGGCUGUAAAUAACACAUUAGGCAGCCAUGAUGGCAUUAUUGAUCUUUUAUUAACUAAGACCUAACCUUAUUGGCACUGUUCAUUGCUGGCCUUACCGGGUCUCAUGCUCUGGAUAGUACAGAUAACUGUAAUGUUCACCGCAUCCCAUGCGGGAGGGCAUUUACUGUACAGGCAGAUCCAUCGCUCUCACACACACUCUGGAAUGAGUUUGUUU
Molecule: messenger RNA, 3577 nt
Organism: Mauremys reevesii (Reeves's turtle)
Lineage: Eukaryota; Metazoa; Chordata; Testudines; Geoemydidae
Gene: TSPAN2
Product: tetraspanin 2
Exons: 8
Coding region: 118-783 (221 amino acids)
Cellular component (GO): membrane
Source: RefSeq, a predicted model, not a curated record